Molecule: messenger RNA, 7824 nt
Organism: Schistocerca gregaria
Lineage: Eukaryota; Metazoa; Arthropoda; Insecta; Orthoptera; Acrididae
Product: nascent polypeptide-associated complex subunit alpha, muscle-specific form-like
Exons: 12
Coding region: 1-7824 (2607 amino acids)
Source: RefSeq, a predicted model, not a curated record
AUGCCUCUCCAGCCGAGCAGCCAGAGGGGGCUGGUGCAUCUCCAGGCGAACAACCAGAGGGGCUGGUGCCUCUCCAGCCGAGCAGCCAGAGGGGGCUGGUGCCUCUCCAGCCGAGCAGCCAGAGGGGGCAGCCGAGCAGUCAGAGGGGCUGGUGCCUCUCCAGCCAAGCAGCCAGAGGGGGCUGGUGCCUCUCCAGCCGAGCAGCCAGAGGGGGCUCGUGACUGUCCAGCCGAGCAGCCAGAGGGGGCUGUUGCCUCUCCAGUUGUCAGCGUGAGGGGGCUGGUGCCUCUCCAGCCGAGCAGCCAGAGGGGCUGGUGCCUCUCCAGCCAAGAAGCCAGAGGGGGCUGGUGCCUCUCCAGCCGAGCAGCCAGAGGGGGCUGGUGCCUCUCCAGGCGAACAGCCAGAGGGGGCUGGUGCCUCUCCAGCCGAGAAGCCAGAGGGGGCUGGUGCCUCUCCAGCCGAGCAGCCAGAGGGGGCUGGUGCCUCUCCAGCCGAGCAGCCAGAGGGGGCUCGUGCCUGUCCAGCCAAGCAGCCAGAGGGGCCUGGUGCUCUCCAGCCAAGCAGCCAGAGGGGGCUGGUGCCUCUCCAGCUGAGCAGCCAAAGGGGGCUGGUGCCUCUCCAGGCGGACAGCCAGAGGGGGCUGGUGCCUCACCAGCCGAACAGCCAGAGGGCCUGGUGCCUCUCCAGCCGAGCAGCCAGAGGGGGCAGGUGCCUCUCCAGCCGAGCAGCUGGAGGGGGCUGGUGCCUAUCCAGCUGAGCACCCAGAGGGGACUGGUGCCUCUAAAGUUGAUCAGCCUGAGGGGGCUGGUGCCUCUCCAGCCGAGCAGCCAGAGGGGCUGGUGCCUCUCCAGCCAAGCAGCCAGAGGGGGCUGCCGAGCAGCCAGAGGGGCUGGAGCCUCUUCAGCCAAGAAGCCAGAGGGGGCUGGUGCCUCUCCAGCUGAGCAGCCAGAGGGGGCUGGUGCCUCUCCAGCUGAGCAGCCAGAGGGGGCUGGUGCCUCUCCAGCCGAGCAGCCAGAGGGGGCUCGUGCCUGUCCAGCCGAGCAGCCAGAGGGGCCUAGUGCUCUCCAGCCAAGCAGCCAGAGGGGUCUGGUGCGUCACCUAGUCGAGCAGCCAGAGGGGGCUGGUGCCUGUCCAGCCGAGCAGCCAGAGGGGACUGGUGCCUCUCCAGCUGAGCAGCCAGAGGGGGCUGGUGCCACUCCAUUCGAACAGCCAGAGGGGGCUGGUGCCGCUCCAGCCAAGCAGCCAGAGGGGGCUGGUGCCUCUCCAGCCGAGCAGCCAGAGGGGCCUGGUGCCUUUCCAGCCGAGCAGCCAGAGGGGGCUGGUGGCUCUCCACGCGAGCAGCCAGAGGGGGCUGGUGCCUCUCCAGCCAAGCGGCCAGAGGGGACUGGUGCCUCUCCAGUUGAGCAGGCAGAGGGGGCUGGGGCCUCUUCAGGCGAACAGCCAGAGGGGGCUGGUGCCUCUCCAGCCGAGCUGCCAGAGGGGGCUGGUGCCUCUCUAGCCGAGCAGCCAGAGUGGGCUGGUUCCUGUCCAGCCGAGCAGACAGAGGGGCCUGGUGCUCUCCAGCCAAGCACCCAGAUUGGGCUGCCGAGCAGCCAGAGGGGGCUGGUGCCUCUCCAGCCGAGCAGCCAGAGGGGCCUGGUGCCUCUCCAGCCGAGCAGCUGGAGGGGGUUGGUGCCUCUCCAGACGAGCAGCCAGAGGGGGCUGGUGCCUCUCCAGUCUAUCAUCCAGAGGGGGCUGGUGCCUCUCCAGCCGAGCAGCCAGAGGGGCUGGUGCCUCUCCAGCCGAGCAGCCAGAGGGUCUAGUGCCUCUCCAGCCAAGCAGCCAGAUGGGGAUGGUGCCUCUCCAGCCGAGCAGCCAGAGGUGGCUGGUGCCUCUCCAGGCGAUCAGCCAGAGGGGGCUGGUGCCUCUCCAGCCGAGCAGCCAGAGGGGGCUGGUGCCUCUCCAGCCGAGCAGCCAGAGGGGGCUCGUGCCUGUCCAGCCGAGCAGCCAGAGGGGCCUGGUGCUCUCCAGACAAGCAGCCAGAGGGGGCUGGUGCCUCUCCAGCCAAGCAGCCAGAGGGGGAUGGUGCCUCUCCAGGCAAACAGCCAGAGGGGGCUGGUGCCUCUCCAGCCGAGCAGCCAGAGGGGGCAGGUGCCUCUCCAGCCGAGCAGCUGGAGGGGGCUGGUGCCUCUCCAGCCGAGCAGCCAGAGGGGGCUGGUGCCUCUCCAGUCGAUCAGCCAGAGGGGGCUGGUGCCUCUCCAGCCGAGCAGCCAGAGGGGUUGCCGAGCAGCCAGAUGGGCUUGUGCCUCUCCAGCCGAACAGCCAGAGGGGGCUGGUGCCUCUCCAGCCGAGCAGCCAGAGGGGGCUCGUGCCUGUAAAGCCGAGCAGACAGAGGGGGCUGGUGCCUCUCCAGUUGAUCAGCCAGAGGGGGCUGGUGCCCAUCCAGCCGAGCAGCCAGAGGGGCCUGGUGCUCUCCAGCCAAGCAGCCAGAGGGGGCUGGUGCGUCACCUAGUCGAGCAGCCAGAGGGGGCUGGUGCCUGUCCAGCCGAGCAGCCAGAGGGGCCUGGUGCCUCUCCAGCUGAGCAGCCAGAGGGGGCUGGUGCCUCUCCAGCCAAGCAGCUAGAGGGGGCUGGUGCUUCACCAGCCGAGCAGCCAGAGGGGCCUGGUGCCUCUCCAGUUGAUCAGCCAGAGGGGGCUGGUGCCUUUCCAGCCGAGCAGCCAGAGGGGCUGGUGCCUCUCCAGCCAAGCAGCCAGAGGGGGCUGGUGACUCUCAAGCUGAGCAGCGAGAGGGGGCUGGUGCCUCUCCAGCCGAGCAGCCAGACGGGGCUCGUGCCUGUCCAGCCGAGCAGCCAGAGGGGCCUGGUGCUCUCCAGCCAAGCAGCCAGAGGGGCCGAGCAGCCAGAGGGGCCUGGUGUUCUCCAGCCAAGCAGACAGAGGGGGCUGGUGCCUCACCAGCCGAGCAGCCAGAGGGGGCUGGUGCCUGUCCAGCCGAGCAACCAGAGGGGCCUGAUGCCUCUCCAGCUGAGCAGCCAGAGGGGGCUGGUGCCUCUCCAGGCGAUCAGCCAGAGGGGGCUGGUGCCUCUCGAGCCAAGCAGCCAGAGGGGGCUGGUGCCUCUCCAGCCGUGCAGCCAGAGGGACAUGGUGCCUCUCCAGCCAAGCAGCCAGAGGGGGCUGCUGCCUCUCCAGCUGAUUAGCCAGAGGGGGCUGGUGCCUCUCCAGGCGAACAGCCAGAGGGGGCUGGUGCCCCUCCAGCCGAGCAGCGAGAGGGGGCUCGUGCCUGUCCAGCCGAGCAGCCAGAGGGGCCUGGUGCUCUCCAGCCAAGCAGCCAGAGGGGGCUGGUGCCUCACCAGCCGAGCAGCCAGAGGGGGCUGGUGCCUGUCCAGCCAAGCAGCCAGAGGGGCUUGGUGCCUUUCCAGCCGAGCAGCCAGAGAGGGCUGGUGGCUCUCCAGCCGAGCAGCCAGAGGGGGCUGGUGCCUCUCCAGCCAAGCAGCCAGAGGGGGCUGGUGCCUCUCCAGGCGAACAGCCAGAGGGGGCGAACAGCCAGAGGGGGCUGGUGUCUCUCCAGCCGAGCAGCCAGAGGGGGCUCGUGCCUGUCCAGCCGAGCAGCCAGAGGGGCCUGGUGCUCUUCAGUCAAGCAGCCAGAGGGGGCUGGUGCCUGUCCAGCCGAGCAGCCAGAGGGGCCUGGUGCCUUUCCAGCCGAGCAGCCAGAGAGGGCUGGUGGCUCUCCAGCCGAGCAGCCAGAGGGGGCUGGUGCCUCUCCAGCCAAGUAGCCAGAGGGGGCUGAUGCCUCUCCAGGCGAACAGCCAGAGGGGGCUGGUGCCUCUCCAGCCGAGCAGCCAGAGGGGGCUCGUGCCUUUCCAGCCGAGCAGCCAGAGGGGCCUGGUGCUCUCCAGCCAAGCAGCCAGAGGGGCCUGGUGCUCUCCAGCCAAGCAGACAGAGGGGGCUGGUGCCUCACCAGCCGAGCAGCCAGAGGGGGCUGGUGCCUCUCCAGGCGAGCAGCCAGAGGGGGCUGGUGCCUCUCCAGGCGAACAGCAAGAGGGUGCUGGUGCCUCUCCAGCCGAGCAGCCAGAGGGGGCUGGUGCCUCUCCAGCUGAGCAGCCAGAGGGGGCUGGUGCCUAUCCAGGCGAACAGCCAGAGGGGGCUGGUGCCUCACCAGCCGAGCAGCAAGAGGGGGCUGGGGGCUGGUGCCUCUCCAGUCGAUCAGCCAGUGGGGGCUGGUGCCUCUCCAGCCGAGCAGCCAGAGGGGCUGGUGCCUCUCCAGCCGAGCAGCCAGAGGGGCCUGGUGCAUCUCCAGUUGAUCAGACAGAUUGGGCUGGUGCCUCUCCUGCCGAGCAGCCAGAGGGGCUAGUGCCUCUCCAGCCGAGCAGCCAGAGGCGGCUGGUGCCUCUCCAGCCGAGCAGCCAGAGGGGGCUCGUGCCUGUCCAGCCGAGCAGACAGUCGCGGCUGGUGCCUCUUCAGUUGAUCAGCCAGAGGGGGCUGGUGGCUCUCCAGCCGAGCAGCCAGAGGGGGCUGGUGCCUCUCCAGCUGAGCAGCCAGAGGGGGCUGGUGCCUCUCCAGCUGAGCAGCCAGAGGGGGCUGGUGCCUCUCCAGGCGAACAGGCAGAGGGGGCUGGUGCUUCUCCAGCCGAACAGCCAGAGGGGGCUGGUGCCUCUCCAGCCGAGCAGCCAGAGGGGGCUCGUGCCUGUCCAGCUGAGCAGCCAGAGGUGCCUGGUGCUCUCCAGCCAAGCAGCCAGAGGGGGCGAACAGCCAGAGGGGGCUGGUGCCUCACCAGCCGAGCAGCCAGAGGGGGCUGGUCCCUCUCCAGCCGAGCAGCCAGAGGGGGCUGGUGCCUCUCCAGCCGGGCAGCUGGAGGGGGCUCAUGCCUGUCCAGCCGAGCAGCCAGAGGGGGCUGGUGCCUCUCCAGCCGAGCAGGCAGAGGGGCUGGUGCCUCUCCGGCCAAGCAGCCAGAGGGGGCUGGUGCCUCUCCAGCCGAGCAGCCAGAGGGGGCUGGUGCCACACCAGCUGAGCAGCCAGAGGGGGCUGGUGCCUCUCCAGGCGAACAGCCAGAGGGGGCUGGUGCCUCUCCAGCCGGGCAGCCAGAGGGGGCUGGUGCCUCUCCAGCCGAGCAACCAGAGGGGCCUGGUGCCUCUCCAGCUGAGCAGCCAGAGGGGGCUGGUGCCUCUCCAGCCAAGCAGCCAGAGGGGGCUGGUGCCUCACCAGCCGAGCAGCCAGAGGGGCCUGGUGCCUCUCCAGUUGAUCAGCCAGAGGGGGCUGGUGCCUCUCCAGCCGAGCAGCCAGAGGGCUGAGCAGCCAGAGGGGGCUGGUGCCUCUCCAGCCGAGCAGCCAGAGGGGGCUCGUGCCUGUCCAGCCGAGCAGCCAGAGUGGCCUGGUGCUCUCCAGCCAAGCAGCCAGAGGGGGCUGGUGCGUCACCUAGUCGAGCAGCCAGAGGGGGCUGGCGCCUGUCCAGCCGAGCAGCCAGAGGGCCUGGUGCGUCUCCAGCUGAGCAGCCAGAGGGGGCUCCUGCCUCUCCAGGCGAACAGCCAGAGGGGCUGGUGCCUCUCCAGGCAAGCAGCCAGAGGGGGCUGGUGCCUCUCCAGCCAUGCAGCCAGAGGGGCCUGGUGCUAUCCAGCCAAGCAGCCAGAGGGGGCUGGUGCCUCACCAGCCGAGCAGCCAGAGGGGCCUGGUGCCUCUCCAGUUGAUCAGCCAGAGGGGGCUGGUGCCUCUCCAACCAAGCAGCCAGAGGGGCUGGUGCCUCUCCAGCCAAGCAGCCAGAGGGGGCUAGUGCCUCUCCAGCUGAGCAGCCAGAGGGCCGAGCAGCCAGAGGGGCCUGUUGCUCUCCAGCCAAGCAGCCAGAGGGGGCUGGUGCCUCACCAGCCGAGCAGCCAGAGGGGGCUGGUGCCUGUCCAGCUGAUUAGCCAGAGGGGGCUGGUGCCUCUCCAGGCGAACAGCCAGAGGGGCCUGGUGCCUUUCCAGCCAAGCAGCCAGAGGGGGCUGGUGGCUCUCCAGCCGAGCAGCCAGAGGGGGCUGGUGCCUUUCCAGCCAAGCAGCCAGAGGGGGCUGGUGCCUCUCCAGGCGAACAGCCAGAGGGGGCUGGUGCCUCUCCAGCUGAGCACCCAGAGGGGGCUGGGGCCUCUCCAGCUGAGCAGCCAGAGGCCGAGGAGCCAGAGGGGCCUGGUGCUCUCCAGCCAAGCAGCCAGAGGGGCCUGGUGCUCUCCAGCCAAGCAGCCAGAGGGGGCUGGUGCCUCACCAGCCGAGCAGCCAGAGGGGGCUGGUGCCUCUCCAGGCGAGCAGCCAGAGGGGGCUGGUGCCUCUCCAGCCAAGCAGCCAGAUGGGGCUGGUGCCUCUCCAGCUGAGCAGCCAGAGGGGGCUGGUGCCUCUCCAGGCGAACAGCCAGAGGGGGCUGGUGCCUCUUCAGCCGAGCAGCCAGAGGGGGCUGGUGCCUCUCCAGCCCAGCAGCUAGAGGGGGCUCGUGCCUGUCCAGCCGAGCAGCCAGAGGGGCCUGCUGCUCUCCAGCCAAGCAGCCAGAGGGAGCUGGUGCCUCUCCAGCUGAGCAGCCAGAGGGGCUGGUGCCUCUCCAGGCGAACAGCCAGAGGGGGCUGGUGCCUCUUCAGCCGAGCAGCCAGAGGCGGCUCGUGCCUUUCCAGCCGAGCAGCCAGAGGGGGCUGGUGCCUCUCCAGGCGAAGAGCCGGAGGGGGCUGGUGCCUCUCCAGCCGAGCAGCCAGAGGGGGCUGGUGCCUCUCCAGCCAAGCAGCCAGAGGGUCCUGGUGCCUCUCCAGGCGAAGAGCCGGAGGGGGCUGGUGCCUCUCCAGCCGAGCAGCCAGAGGGGGCUGGUGCCUCUCCAGCCGAGCAACCAGAGGGGGCUCGUGCCUUUCCAGCCGAGCAGCCAGAGGGUCCUGGUGCUCUCCAGCCAAGCAGCCAGAGGGGGCUGGUGCCUCUCCAGGCGAGCAGCCAGAGGGGCUGGUACCUCUCCAGCCAAGCAGCCAGAUGGGGCUAGUGCCUCUCCAGCUGAGCAGCCAGAGGGGGCUGGUGCCUCUCCAGGCGAGCAGCCAGAGGGGGCUGGUGCCUCUCCAGGCGAACAGCCAGAGGGGGCUGGUGGCUCUCCAGGCGAGCAGCCGGAGGGGGCUGAUGCGUCUCCAGCCGAGCAGCCAGAGGGGGCUGGUGCCUCUCCAGCCGAGCAGCCAGAGGGGGCUGGUGCCUUUCCAGCCGAGCAGCCAGAGGGGCCUGGUGCUCUCCAGCCAAGCAGCCAGAGGGGGCUGGUGCCUCUCCAGCCGAGCAGCCAGAGGGGGCUGGUGCCUCUCCAGCCGAGCAGCCAUAGGGGGCUCGUGCCUUUCCAGCCGAUCAGCCAGAGGGGCCUGGUGCUCUCCAGCCAAGCAGCCAGAGGGGGCUGGUGCCUCACCAGCCGAGCAGCCAGAGGGGGCUGGUGGCUCUCCAGCCAAGCAGCAAAAGGGGGCUGGUGCCUCUCCAGGCGAGCAGCCGGAGGGGGCUGGUGCCUCUCCAGCCGAGCAGCCAGAGGGGGCUGGUGCCUCUCCAGCCGAGCAGCGCGAGGGGGCUGGUGCCUCUCAAGCCGAGCAGCUGGAGGGGGCUGGUGCCUCUCCUGCCGAGCAACCAGAGGGGGCUGGUGCCUCUCCAGUCGAUCAGCCAGAGGAGGCUGGUGCCUCUCCAGCCAUGCAGCUACAGGGGUCUCCUGACUCUCCAGCCGAGCAGCCAGAGGGGGCUGGUAUCUCUCCAGUCGAUCAGCCAGAGGGGGCUGGUGCCUCUCCAGCCGAGCAGCUGGAGGGGACUGUUGCCUCUCCAGCCGAGCAGCCAGAGGGGGCUAGUGCCCCUCCAGCCGAGCAGCCAGAGGGGGCUGGUGCCCCUCCAGCCUAG